Messenger RNA from Aspergillus tanneri, 1584 nucleotides. Its product is annotated as retrograde regulation protein 2. The record is from RefSeq and is a predicted model, not a curated record. Gene Ontology annotation, biological process: regulation of transcription by RNA polymerase II. The coding region runs from base 1 to 1584 and encodes 527 amino acids. NCBI's taxonomy places the organism in Eukaryota, Fungi, Ascomycota, Eurotiomycetes, Eurotiales, Aspergillaceae. The transcript has a single exon.
AUGCCAGCGGUUUUCCAGGACCGAGCUGCCAUCUCUCUCUACGAUGUGCAAUUCUCCACCUCGGGGGAGCGUGGUCCAAUUCCUCUUGAGACGAUGGAUCAAGUCGUGGACGGACUGGUUCGAUUCCAGGCUACGUGCGAGGAUUUCGGGGUACCAACCCAGAAUAUCUAUGUCCUGGCCACCGAGGCCACUCGGACUGCACCCAAUUCCCAUGAGUUCAGGACCCGGAUCCAGGAUCGUACAGGCUGGGAGGUCCGUCUUCUAUCAAAAGAAGACGAGGGCCGGUUCGGCGCCCUGGGUAUUGCAAGCUGUUCCUAUUCCGUUGCGGGACUUGCAAUGGAUCUUGGAGGGGGGAGUACGCAGAUCACCUGGGUAGUUGAGAAGGACGGGGUCCUUACGACGAGCCCCAAGGGCUCCUUUAGUUUUCCUUAUGGUGCGGCAGCCUUGACGAUGCGUCUGGAGAAAGCGCGGAAAGAGGGUCACAAGGCAGAAAAGGCACUGAGGGAGGAGAUGACCAGAAACUUUCGAGAGGCAUAUAAGCGCUUAGACGUACCCCAGUUCAUGACGGAUUCUACGGGGCAUCUGGAUCUCUACCUUUCUGGUGGGGGAUUUAGAGGCUGGGGCUACGUUCUAAUGGCACAGUCCACAAUCCGCCCAUACCCGAUCCCCAUCAUCAACGGAUAUAGGGUCAGCAGGAACUCUUUCUACGAUACCGUCUCCGUGCUCGAUAUGGUAUCCGAUGCUGGUGACGACAUCUUUGGCGUGUCGAAGCGACGAGCAUCCCAGAUUCCAGCUGUGGCUUUUCUCGUCAACGUCAUCAUGGAUGCGCUGCCAAGCAUCACGCACAUCCAAUUCUGCCAAGGGGGAGUCCGCGAGGGGUUCCUCUUUGAUCGAAUGCCCGAGGCAAUUCGAUCCCAGAACCCCUUGGUGGCGGCAACCUUGCCAUAUGCACCUCCCUCCGCCGACGCAAUCCGACAGCUUCUCGCAUCAGCGUUCCCAACAUCUUCCUCUCAUUUGGCCUCUUUCCGUCCUCCCGAUUCAUUUACCAGCGGUCUCCUCACCGCAAUUGCAAAUCUACUUUUUAUCCAUUCCCAGGUCCCGCGAGAGUCGCGGUCGGCCGCUGCCUUACACAGUACAUCGACGGGGAUUUUGGCCUCCGUGAAUACACUUUCUCAUGUGGAACGAGCCCUAAUUGCGCUUGUUCUCUGUGAGCGUUGGGCAGGAGAUCUCGCACCGACAGAUCAAAUCCACCAACAGCAAUUGGCUCGGUGCGUCUCGGCACCAGAAGCAUGGUGGUGCCGGUACCUAGGGCGCGUGGCCACCCUGAUCGGAGAUAUCUACCCCGCUGGCCGCGUGUCGACGGCACAUUGGAGGAUCGGGUUGGAGACGGAGUGGGACAUCGUGACGAAGAAAAGGCGAUGUGAUCUAUUACGUCUCCGGGUGACGUGCAACCAUUCCAGCGGAGUUGUCGAAUCUAUGGAAAAGAAUGAGCUGCCGCAGAGAGCCGAGAAGAUCGAAAGGUUGGGAAAGAAGAAGAACCAGAUUGAGGGGUAUGGCGUUAAAGUGGGGGUUACUGUGAGCUAG